AUGGCAUCCCCGGCAUUGCUUCGAGUGGGAUUUCUAUGCCUGGUGGGUCUUCUGUGCCUGCUUCUGGUGUACCAGUCCUUCCAGGUCGCCAGUAGUAGUCAUAGCCGGAUCCAUGCGCGAGAUCUCGAGGUCUCUGCGACGGCUGAGACAUGGGAAGACCGAAACCUGACCGUUUCUGUUGCAUCCUACAGGGGCUUAGCAGCGCGCGCCGACCUGCUUAAUUUCGAAACAGCCGUGAAAAAGGGCAGCGGCUUGUAUUGCAGGUGCAAAGCCAAAUGGGAACUUAGCGACGACUCCGAUUGGGCAACCAAAUCCCAGCUGGAGGACUACUGGGAGAAGAAACCUUACAAAGUCGAUCCUGCAAGCAAUGUGCCCACCAGUGCAGGGUGGUUGAAAGAGGCCCUGACCGGGUUGAACCUGCCCUAUCAGAUGAGCUCAGGAGGAGAUGGAAAGGACGGUAAGCUGGUGGGAGAAAUCUGGUUUCAGUCAGAGGAUUGGACCACGGAGUUGAUCGCCAACGGGAAAGUCACCAGGACUACUCAUGAGGCAACACAUGGUUACUAUAUCAACGUCAUGAGCCCGCAGGCCGGCUUGAUCAUUGCAGAACUCAACUUUAGUCCAGCGUACAUGAGUGGUGGCCAAAGCCCUCCGCUAAGUAAAUGUUGGAGUGCUGCACUCAGUGAAUGCAACCAGCACCACCAUAAAGCAGCAUCACCAUAAAGAAG
Aspergillus ochraceoroseus IBT 24754 is the source of this 725-nucleotide messenger RNA. RefSeq lists its product as uncharacterized. The coding region runs from base 1 to 720 and encodes 239 amino acids. NCBI's taxonomy places the organism in Eukaryota, Fungi, Ascomycota, Eurotiomycetes, Eurotiales, Aspergillaceae. The record is from RefSeq and is a predicted model, not a curated record. The transcript is spliced from 2 exons.